Dama dama (fallow deer) is the source of this 7201-nucleotide messenger RNA. RefSeq names its product microtubule associated protein 1S (gene MAP1S). Gene Ontology annotation, biological process: dendrite development; microtubule cytoskeleton organization; regulation of microtubule depolymerization. Gene Ontology annotation, molecular function: microtubule binding; actin binding. Gene Ontology annotation, cellular component: neuronal cell body; synapse; microtubule associated complex. The record is from RefSeq and is a predicted model, not a curated record. Bases 15 to 3215 code for a protein of 1066 amino acids. The transcript has 7 exons. Lineage: Eukaryota; Metazoa; Chordata; Mammalia; Artiodactyla; Cervidae.
AGGGCGGCGCUAAGAUGGCGGCGACGGUCGCAGGGUCCGGGGCGGCCGAGGUCCCCAGCUCGCUGCUGCUCGUAGUAGGCGGCGAGUGUGGGUGCCGGGGGCUGCUUGCCUACGUGCUGGAAGAGCUUGAACGAGGCAUCCGGUCUUGGGACAUUGACCCUGGUGUCUGCAGCCUCGAUGAGCAGCUCAAGGUUUUCGUGUCCCGGCACUCAGCCACCUUCUCGAGCAUUGUGAAAGGCCAGCGGAGCCUGCACCACCGUGGUGACACCCUGGAGACGCUGGUCCUCCUGAAUCCAUCAGACAAAUCCCUGUGUGACGAGCUCCGGAACCUUCUGCUAGACCCUGCCUCUCACAAGCUGCUGGUGUUGGCUGGGCCCUGCCUGGAGGGGACAGGGGAGCUGCUGCUCCAGACCGGGGGCUUCUCGCCCCGCCACUUCCUCCAGGUCCUGGGGGACAGAGAGAUCCGGGAUCUCCUGGCCUCCACACCCCAGCCUGCAGAGCCGCCCAAGCUCACCAUCACCUGCCCGACCUUCGGUGACUGGGCCCGGCUGGCCCCCGAAGUGCCCGGCCUGCAGGGCGUGCUCCAGCUGCGGUUGAACCCUCCAGUGCAGCUGCCGGCUUCCGAGGGCCUGCGCGAGUUCCUGGAGUACGUGGCCGAGUCACUGGAGCCGCCCUCCCCCUUCGAGCUGCUCGAGCCUCCGGCCUCCGUGGGCUUCCUCAGGCUCGCCCGGCCCUGCUGCUACAUCUUCCCCGGCGGCCUUGGGGACGCCGCCUUCUUCGCCGUCAAUGGCUUCACCGUGCUGGUCAAUGGCGGCUCCAACCCCAAGUCAAGCUUCUGGAAGCUGGUGCGGCAUCUGGACCGGGUGGACGCUGUGCUGGUGACGCACGCAGGCGCCGACAGCCUCCCAGGCCUCAACAGUCUGCUGCGGCGCAAGCUGGCAGAGCGCGAUGAGGCGGCAGCUGGCGGGGGCUCCGGGGACGACCGGCUCCGCCGGCUGAUCUCCCCCAACCUGGGCGUCGUGUUUCUCAACGCCCGCGCGGCUGCCUCGCGGCUGGUGCGUGGGGAGGAUGAGGCCGAACUGGCCCUGAGCCUCCUGAGCCGGCUGGGCAUCACCCCUAUGCCCCUGAACCGAGGGCCACUGCCUGCCGAGCCCACCGUGCUCUUCCAGAAGAUGGGCGUGGGCCGGCUGGACAUGUAUGUGUUGCACCCGCCCUCAGCCACCACCACCGACCACACCCUGGCCUCCGUGUGUGCCCUGCUGGUGUGGCAUCCCGCGGGCCCCUCCGAGAAGGUGGUGCGUGUGCUGUUCCCCGGCUGCACACCCCCCGCCCGCCUCCUGGAUGGCCUGGUCCGCCUGCAGCACCUGGGGUUCCUGCGGGAGCCGGUGGUGACGCCCCAGGACCUGGCUGGGCCCCGGCGAGCUGAGAGCAAGGAGAGCGUGGCCUCCCGGGACAGCUUGAGGAGAGAGGGCCGCACGGUGGUGCCCUCCAGGCCCACCCAGGAGCGCCCGGCGGUGGCCCGGAAGGGAUCCCCACGGACUGAGGCCCCUCGCAGGGCUGAGAAAGAAGCCCGGCCCCCCCGGGAGGUGAAGAAGGACCCCAGAGCCGGCGCCCCUCGCACCCAAGCCCGGGAGGUGCGCCGGGCAGGCUCUGCCACGGUCAGUGGCAAGAACGUGGGUGCCCAGGUGGCUCCCAAGCCCCGCAGAGCACCCAACACACCCCGCCCAGGGGUCCCACCAGCUGAGAAUGGGCCCCGCAGCCCCCCCAGCUUCCGGAGUGGAGAGGCCAGCCCCCCGACGGAGUCCUGCGGCUCCCCGGCCCCCCAGCUCGUGGCCACGCCCAGCCAAGAGAGCAGCCUAGAUCUGGGGCUCAGCCCGGCAGGGGAGGAAGGCGGCAGCUUAGAGGAGAAAACCCUGGAGCUGCUGUUGGCCUCCAGCACCCCCCAGCCGUGCACGCCCUCGCCCGCCGGAGCCCAGCAGGGCCCAACAGAGAGCAGCGGGCCACUGUCGCUGAGCCCCCUGCGGGGUGGGGAGCCCGGGCCGGAUGCCUCCCCCACGGUGACCACGCCCUCGCUGCCCGCGGAGGUGGGCUCCCCGCACUCCACGGAGGUGGACGAGUCCCUGUCCGUCUCCUUCGAGCAGGUGCUCCCGCCGCCAGCUGCCGCCGCGGGUGAAGCCGGGCUCAGCCUCCCGCUCUGCGGCCCCCGGGUGCGGCGCUCGGCCUCCCCGCAUGAUGUGGACCUGUGCCUGGUGUCGCCCUGUGAGUUUGAGCACCGCAAGGCCGUGCCCAUGGCGCCAGCCCCCGUGUCCCCCGGCAGCUCCAACGGCAGCAGCGCCCGGUCGCAGGAGCGGGCCGGCGCGCCAGGAGGAGCCGAGGAGACACCGCCCACAUCCGUCAGCGAGUCCCUGCCCACCCUGUCCGACUCGGACCCCCUGCCGGCUGCCCCUGGCACUGCCGACUCGGACGAGGACACGGAGGGCUUCGGGGUCCCCCGCCGUGACCCGCUGCCUGACCCCCUCAAGAUCCCCCCACCGCUGCCCACCCCACCUAGUAUCUGCAUGGUGGACCCGGAGAUGCUGCCUCCCGAGCAGGCCCGGUUGAAAGAAGGCGGCGGCCGUACCCGGAAGCCCCUUAGCCGCCCCAGCUCCGGCACGACUGCCCCCAAAGCCACUCCAGUGACUGCUGCCAAAACCAAGGGGCUGGCCAGUGGGGACAGGGCCAGUCGGCCACUCAGCGCCCGCAGCGAGCCCAGUGAUAAAGGAAAUCGGGCACCCCUGUCCAGAAAGCCCUCCGUCCCCAAGGCAACCACUCGAGGUCCAUCCGGGCCAGCUGGCAGCCGGUCAGCAGGGUCAGCGGCCCCACCUGGCUCCCCUGUCUACCUUGACCUGGCCUACCUGCCCAGCGGAGGCAGUGCCCGCCUGGUGGACGAAGAGUUCUUCCGGCGGGUGCGAGCGCUCUGCUAUGUCAUCAGCGGCCAGGACCAGCACAAGGAGGAGGGCAUGCGGGCCGUCCUGGACGCGCUCCUGGCUGGCAAGCAGCAGUGGGACCGGCAGCUCCAGGUGACCCUGAUCCCCACCUUCGAUUCGGUGGCGAUGCACGAGUGGUACGAGGAGACGCACACCCGGCACCAGGCUCUGGGCAUCACGGUGCUGGGCAGCAACAGCACCGUGUCUAUGCAGGACGAGGCCUUCCCCGCCUGCAAGGUGGAGUUCUAGCCCCACCCCGCACCCCCCAGCAUCUGCCACUGUCCUGGGAUGUACCUGCGUCAGAAAUAAACCAGGUACCGGCUCAGCUGUGGCCUCGUUCCUUCUGCCGGCAGGAGACUCAGCAGCGCUCCAGACAGUCAUUGCUGCCAUGGGGUGGUCCCCAGUUUGGGGAGGGACAGCUUCUGCGGAAUCCCCAGUAGCUCCAGGUCAGAUGUGCUCUGGCCCCCGUGUCACAGAUGGAAAACCCAGGCCCAGGGGAGGCAGUACCUCCCAGGUCAGUGGAGCUGGCUGCCGACAUCAGCCCUCCAGUCCAGCAGCUGUGACUGUGGGUCCCCCGUUUUAUAGACAGGAAGGCAGCUGCCAAACCAGCCGCACAAUCCAGGUGGUGGCCAAGGUGAGAUCUGAACCCUGACUCUCUGCUCCCGAGCCGUUCCAACAGAAGUCAUCCUCUCUUCCUAGGGAUAAUUGACACUCAUGGCAGGACAGUCUUGCAUCCUGCAUCAGGCUCUCAACUCAUGAUUGACCGGGACAUUUUUGCAGACACUAAUGCCCAUGGCCAGCGUUUUUAUUUUGGCCGGCCAAAAUUUUAUUCUGUUAUUUCACUAACACUGUGUGGGUUAUUACAUUCAGUAGUUACACCUGACACACCUGUGAAGUCUUCUCCGCACCGUGAGUUUCAUUUUCACUUCCGUGUCAGAAUCAGUCACUAAAGUUUCUUGUCUUUUCAUUGGUCUGACAUUCACAUUGUCUGAGUCGGAACUACCUUCUGAAGAACUGCGCCUUUGGAGACACUACUGUGUAUUUCACUCGGACAGUCAGAGCAGGUAUCUGCAUAAAAUUCACUGAAAAAUUCUCCACUCAGAAAAUUUAGCAAUAUAUCAUUUUUGAAAAAUUUAUGGUAACAAACGUGUUUAUAAAAUACACAAGGUUGGAACUAACGGAGGAAAACGUGAAUGAUGACAAUCGUAAGUUGUAUAAUGAACCCUUGAUCAGUUUUAAGCUCUAACAACUUUGCCUGGUGUUUUUAAUUGUAUUACUCUCUAAAUAUUGAUACGUCUUUGGUCAAUAAUGUUCAGGUAACAAAAGAUGUAUUAAUAUGUGUCCAGUCAGCAAUGUGGUUUUUUUUUUUUUUUUUUUUAGCCAUGUGUUUAAAACACAGUCUGAAACCUAAAAGCUACAAAAAUGUGACAAGUGCUAACCCCUCAAUACCUACCCUCUUUCCUAUAAGGAGACUUCUUAGUCUGGGGUCUGAAGAAGGGUUACUGUUCAUACAUGAGGCCGUGUCACCCUGACUUUUCAUCUUGGACGCUUGUUGAGUACAGGUGCUGCCUCCUUGUUCUCAUUUCAUUUUUUUCCAGGGAGGUUUUCUUAUAUUUAUUUUUAAUUAGUUCAAAUUUUUUAUUUAGAUGUUUGUCUUUUUCUCAUUCAGACAUCAUAAUUCUUUUUUUUCCCUAAAUAGGGACAAUAAACUUGUUAAAAUUUUCAAUCAUUAAAAAAUGCAUAACAUAAAAUUUGCCAUUUUAACCACUAAUAAACUCUUGCGUUGUAAAUUUUUUUUUUUUUUUUUCCCAAAUUUGCCUUUCAGUUUUGUUUAGGAGCAGUUUUGCUGUAAACGUUUUAUUUUUAUGAUUUGCAAACCUCAGUUCUUAAAAUGUCCCUCCUUUGUGCUUUUAGAGGUCCUUCCACAGUUGGCACAAAUUCUCCCAAGGUUGGGGUUUUUUUUUUCUGGUUAUUUUUACCCACAUAGGGCUUAUUUUGGGAUGAAGGGAGAGGUAAGGGAUUGCCCCAACCUGGACAAUUGAGUUUUCAAUGCAAUGUACAGAUUUAAAACACUCCUUCCUCCCUGAAAAAGAUGCCAAAUGUGUUGUUGUUUAUUUCCAAAUCUGUACUAAUCCAUCGCCAACGUUUCUGGCCAUCUCCUUACUUUCUCCUGUGUAGAUCUGUGUGCCUCAGUAGCUCAUCAGGCAGGUUCUUUCUCCUUAAUUUUACUUUUUGCCUCCAUAAAAGGUUGUUUUUACAAUCUCAUUCCUCUUGGAGCUCUAGAAUCUCCACAGAGGGGACCCAAACACAUGCUUGAGAAAAGCUGUCUGCUUCUGCUUCUGACCAGAUAGUGGGCUAGAGCCCUAAUAAAAACAACUAAAAUUGCUGGGUGAAAAUGAGUUAAGUGUUGGUUAAUGUAUCAGUGAGCACCCAGAAAAUGAGGAACAGUCAGAGGCCAGAAUAGUGCAGACAGAAACCCCAGGAGGGAAGAAGGAAGCAGCUUUUCUGUUACACAAGGCGGUCUUCCAUCUUCUUUUCAUGGACCUUCAAGAUGGUGUGUCUGAUAAGCAGAGACCUCAAAGCAUGAAGUAGACAUCAAAAUAAGAUCUUUCCAAAGAUGGAAAGCAAACUUAGGUGGAUGACAUGGUUUAAAGCAGUCCAGGACACUGGAGACCCUGGGGGAACUUUCAAUUAAUCCUAAAGAGUUCUCCCAGUCACAUCCCAGGACAUGGGAGCCAGCAUCAGAAUGCACAGCCUGUGAAUGCCAGUGGCACAGACCUGGUGUCUUUAAUCCUGGUGUCUUUGCUGUGUUUAGUCCUGAAAAGUGAACAAAGCGCAAGAGACAGUGAUAUUUGCAGAAGAGCCAAAUAGAACUAAGAGAAAUGAAAAAGCAAAUAAUUGGGUUGGCUCAACAGUGAAACUGUAGGUAGCUGAAGAGAAAAUAGGUGAACUGGAAGAUGGAACUGAAUGAGUUUCCUAAACAGGGGAAAGAAAAAAGGGGAUUGAGACAGAGGAGAGAGCAGAGGCAAAUUCUGAAGGGGAUAAUAGUGGAGAAUUUUCCAGAAGUAAUGAAAGGUAUCAAUUCAGUCGUAUUCAGAAAUCCAGCCAAAUCCCAAACAGGAUAUAUAAAAAGACAACUUGGCAAACCUAGACAGCGUAUUAAAAAGCAGAGACAUCACUUGUUGACAAAGAUCCAUAUAGUCAAAGCUAUGGUUUUUCCAGUAGUCCUGUAUGGAUGUGAGAGUUGGACCAUAAAGAAAGCUGAGCGCCAAAGAAUUGAUUUCGAAUUGUGGUGCUGGGGAAGACUCUUGAGAGUCCCUUGGACAGCAAGGAGACCCAACCAGUCCAUCCUAAAAGAAAUCAACCCUGAAUAUUCAUUGGAAGGACUGAUGCUAAAGCUGCAGCUCCUAUACUUUGGCCACCUGAUGUGGAGAGUGGACUCAUUGGAAAAGAGUCUGAUGCUGGGGAAGAUUGGGGGCAGGAGGAGAAGGGGAUGACAGAGGAUGAGCUCGUUGGAUGGCACCAUCGACUCAGUGGACAUGAGUUUGAGCAAACUCAGGGAGAUGGUGAAGGACAGGGAGGCCUGGUGUGCUGCAGCCCAUGGGGUUGCGAAGAGUCAUAUACGACUGAGCGACUGAACAGUGCAGAAAACCACAGUCAACAAGAAAAGCAAGAAUAGUAGACGGAGAGACAGCUUCUCAGCCCCACAGCAUGAAACUCAGGACCCGGUCGGGUACCGUCUUUAGCAACCCAGAAGUUCUCAUUCAACAGAAGCAUCUUUGGAAGGUGAGAGAAAUGAAGACCCUUUGUUGAGUGAAAUCCUGAGGGAAUUUUUUUCAGGUAGAAAAUGAUCCAGUGGAAGAGCUGACUUGCACAAGGAAACAGCAAAGAAGUUAGAAUAACAGCUAAAGUGUCAUCCUCGUUAACAAGAAUUACGGUAUCCAGUGUGUAGGAUGGAAAAUUGCGUUUAGGGAAUGGUGGCAAAUAGGUAAAAACUGAAUGGAGUAAGCAUUUAAAAUCUUCACAUGUUUGAGGGGAGAGUAACAUACCACUUAGUUGAGCGGAGUGGCAGUAUUAAUAGUUAGAGUAAAUACUGGGUGAACAGAACUAUUGUAUAACUUCCAGAUUAGUAGAGGGGAGAAAUUAGACUAAAAAAAAAAGAAAAUCCCAAAUUCUUCCAUAAGGAAACAGGUACAAAUAGAAAGCCCAAGAUAAUGAAAAUACAUACAUAAAAA